CCUCCUCCCCCACCUCUCCCUCCUCCUCCUCCCCUUUCCCCCUCCUCUCUCUCUCUCCUCCUCUCGCGUCGCGUCGUCACAUCCGCGGUUCCGGAGGAGACGACGGCGUUGGUGGGCGUGAGCGCGGGGGUUGGAUCUGGCUGCCGUGAUGGCGGCGGCUGGAGCGUGAAUUUGUGAGGGUGAUACGGGUUUGGUUUUUUUUUUUUUUUUUUGGGGGGGGGGGGGGUGGUAUCCGCGGGGAGAUGGCGCCGGUGGAGGAUGGCGGCGGGGAGUUCCCGGUGGGGAUGAAGGUGCUGGUGGUGGACGACGACCCGACCUGCCUCGCCGUGCUCAAGAGGAUGCUCCUCGAGUGCCGCUACGACGCGACAACUUGUUCUCAGGCCACAAGAGCAUUAACUAUGCUGCGAGAGAACAGGCGUGGUUUUGAUGUUAUAAUUAGCGAUGUUCAUAUGCCUGAUAUGGAUGGGUUCAGGUUACUUGAACUUGUUGGCCUUGAGAUGGAUCUUCCAGUUAUUAUGAUGUCUGCUGAUUCAAGGACAGAUAUCGUGAUGAAAGGAAUAAAACAUGGGGCAUGUGACUAUUUAAUUAAACCUGUCAGAAUGGAAGAAUUGAAAAACAUCUGGCAACAUGUUGUAAGGAAAAAGUUUAAUGAAAACAAGGAUCAUGAGCAUUCAGGAAGCUUAGAUGAUACAGAUCGUACAAGACCAACCAAUAAUGAUAACGAGUAUGCUUCAUCUGCAAAUGAUGGAGCUGAUGGUAGUUGGAAAUCUCAGAAAAAGAAACGGGAUAAAGACGAGGAUGACGGUGAAUUGGAAAGUGGUGAUCCUUCUUCUACAUCAAAAAAACCAAGAGUUGUUUGGUCAGUCGAGCUCCAUCAACAAUUUGUAAAUGCAGUUAAUCACCUUGGGAUAGACAAGGCUGUUCCCAAGAAAAUUUUGGAGUUGAUGAAUGUUCCUGGUUUAACUAGGGAAAAUGUGGCCAGCCAUUUGCAGAAAUUCAGAUUGUAUCUGAAGAGGAUUGCUCAGCAUCAUGCAGGAAUAGCUAAUCCAUUCUGCCCGCCUACUUCUAAUGCUAAAGUAGGCUCACUGGGAGGACUUGAUUUCCAAGCUUUGGCUGCCUCAGGUCAGAUCCCUCCUCAAGCCCUGGCUGCCCUUCAGGAUGAGCUCCUAGGGCGGCCUACAAACAGUUUGGUGCUGCCUGGAAGGGACCAGUCAUCUUUAAGACUUCCUGCAGUCAAAGGAAACAAGCCCCAUGGGGAGAGAGAAAUAGCAUUUGGUCAGCCUAUAUACAAGUGCCAGAAUAAUGCAUAUGGGGCAUUCCCUCAAAGCAGCCCAGCUGUGGGAGGAAUGACUCCAUUUUCAGCUUGGCCCAAUAACAAACUUGGUAUGGCAGACUCGAGCAGCACAUUGGGAGGCAUGAGUAAUUCUCAGAAUAGCAAUAUAGUCUUGCAUGAAUUGCAACAGCAACCAGAUGCUAUGCUGUCAGGAACCCUUCACUCACUAGAUGUCAAACCUUCUGGGAUAGUUAUGCCCUCGCAGUCAUUAAAUACUUUCUCAGCCAGUGAGGGUCUGUCCCCAAAUCAAAAUAACUUGAUGAUAUCUUCUCACUCUUCAGGUUACCUCGCGGCCAUGCCUCCAUCCAUGAAGCAUGAACCUGUUAUCGCGACUUCUCAACCAUCAAGUAGCCUGUUAGUUGGUAUUGAUCUGGUUAAUCAAGCUUCAACAAGUCAGCCCUUAAUGAGUACCCAUGGAGGGAAUCUUCCUGGUCUUGUAAAUCGGAAUCCAAAUGUGGUACCUUCACAAGGGAUUAGUACUUUCCAGACUCCAAAUAAUCCAUAUUUGGUUAGUCCAAAUUCUAUGGGAGUGGGCACUAAACAACCACCUGGUGUUCUCAAGACAGAAAACUCUGACUCACUGAACCAUAGUUAUGGCUAUCUUGGUGAUAGCACCCCCCAAAUGGACUCUGGCUUACUCUCUUCACAAUCAAAAAAUACACAGUUUGGUUUACUGGGUCAGGAUGACAUCACUGGUAGCUGGUCGCCUUUGCUGAAUGCUGAGAGUUAUGGUAAUAAUAUUGGGUUAAGCCACCCUGGAUCCAGUUCGUCUAGUUUUCAAAGUUCUAACGUGGCUCUUGGGAAAUUGCCUGAUCAAGGGCGAGGAAAGAAUCAUGGGUUUGUUGGUAAAGGUACUUGCAUUCCAAGCCGCUUUGCAGUGGACGAGAUUGAAUCUCCAACUAACAACUUGAGUCACAGCAUUGGAAGCAGUGGAGAUAUUAUAAGCCCUGAUAUUUUCGGAUUUAGUGGACAGAUGUGAAGGCUUCUUGAAUUUGUAAGUAGGGUAAUCACUGGAAACAAUUUUAGUGGGUUGAUGAAAGGUUGCCGUAUUUUCCAUUUCAUCUUUUUUUACUUCUGUAAUUGGUUUAUAAAGGGAAUAAUUUAUGUGACAACAUGUCGAAUCUUGGUUUAUAGAAGGUUGUUCGGUUUAAAGAACUUUGGAUUAUUUUAGCCGAUGUGACAUAGCUCCUCCUUUUCCUCUGUUCAUUUUUUGUGUGUACAGUUUUCUGAUUUGGUUGCAUAUCUUUUUUCUGCCUUAGUUCUGCUUUCCUGUUUUCCUCUCAAAGUUCCAAACUGAGAUUGUUAUCAAACUAGCUA
This is a messenger RNA of Oryza brachyantha (malo sina), 2650 nucleotides long. Its product is annotated as two-component response regulator ORR21. Bases 243 to 2312 code for a protein of 689 amino acids. The transcript is spliced from 6 exons. Lineage: Eukaryota; Viridiplantae; Streptophyta; Magnoliopsida; Poales; Poaceae. Gene Ontology annotation, molecular function: DNA-binding transcription factor activity; DNA binding. The record is from RefSeq and is a predicted model, not a curated record. Gene Ontology annotation, biological process: cytokinin-activated signaling pathway; phosphorelay signal transduction system.